Molecule: messenger RNA, 2218 nt
Organism: Bipolaris maydis ATCC 48331
Lineage: Eukaryota; Fungi; Ascomycota; Dothideomycetes; Pleosporales; Pleosporaceae
Product: kinase-like domain-containing protein
Biological process (GO): protein phosphorylation
Molecular function (GO): protein serine/threonine kinase activity; ATP binding; zinc ion binding
Source: RefSeq, a predicted model, not a curated record
AUGGCUCCGUCAACGCCAGCCCCUGUCAGUUCUACCGUCCCAUCGACACCAAAUAUACCACACCCGCCUUUUCAUUGCAAGAAAUGUAGAAGUCUCUUAGCUGAUCCAGAUAAGCAAAGAAAAGGCGAAGGGUACUUUAAAAACUGUAAAAAGUGCCGUGAAAAAGUUACAACAUCCCGUCAGCGACGGAGGGAUGAAGGGAUUAAGAGAAAAGCGACUGAUACGGCGCCCAAUAUACCCAAUCAAAAGCCGCCACAGAAAUGUCCGGGGUGCGGAUCUCAGAUUGAAAAAACGACGGGAUGCGACCGCAUGACUUGCAAGUGCGGGUUCGAAUUCUGCUACGUUUGCCGUGCACCAUAUGCUGGUCCGCAGGGUAUCCGCGCACUCAUCGCACAGACCAUGACCAGAAAAAACAGAAACAAUCCGCAUGUUCCUCCCUGGGUGACAGCUAUACCAUAUUUCAAACACGCAGCAAAAGCCUUCAAAGACGCACAUAGACCACAUUGGACUCCCAAGACAAUAUGGGCUGGCGACACACUCACGCGCGAUUACUAUUCAGCACGCAAGGGUAAAACAAGAUUGUAUGGUUUGCCUCCAGGCCGCGACAUAAUACCACAAAAUCCCUACAACGAGCAGGACAUUGCUCACGCAAGAGCCAAUAAGACUCUACCACCACGACGUGAUGCAGGAGGAAAUCCGAUCCCCCCUGUGCCAGCUGCACCUCCACUACCUCCACCACGACCAAGGAAUAACUACCCCUACGACUUUUGGCCUCGAGAACCUUGGCAUCCCGAUCCAAUUGAUCCAGCACGAGAUAUGACGAUGGAAUUUCUCGCACAGAACGACUAUGUCUUUCUCGAGACUGCACCUAACCAGUGGCCGGUAAGAGAUGAAUCAAACUUCCGCGGAGCGAAGUGGUUGGGAAACGGAUCAUAUGGCUGCGCGGGAUUAUGGUGCCAGGUAAAACCAACGAAUACAAUUGAAGGAAGAUUCGUCAUUAAGGAAGCUCGAAUGAGUAAAGGGGAUUGGCGAGAUCCUAUUAAGUGGCGCGACCAAGUCCCGCAAGAAAUCCGAAUCCACCAACUCGUCGACAGCAAUCGCGCCAAUGCUAGUGAUAACCAUGAUACAAUCAUUGAACACUACGGGUACCGACUGAUGAUGCGUCAGCGCAGAUACCGCAUUUACCUCGCCUACUACCAAGGUGGAAAUCUUCACUCUGCACUAAGCGGAAGCAUGCCCAAUCAAGAAUUGGUGGACCUAUACACAUCGCCACGCAUAGACCCAACCAAAAGGCGUGAAGGCUACAACUGGGACGCUGAACUACGCUGUUACAGAGACCCAGAAAACAAUCUACCCACUAUACUACCCGAGCGACUGAUCUGGGAGAUUAUUGAUUCCCUCACCAAAGCAUGCCAGAUUCUGCAUUUCGGGCAAGCAGACUAUGAAGUCGUGGCUCCAGGAGCAAAAAGAAUCACACACCGCGACAUCAAACCCGACAACAUUUUUAUUGAAACUAUGAUGGACAACGACGAAUUUCCAAGAUUCAUUCUUGGAGACCUUGGGCUCUCGUUCUUCUCGCACGGCAAAGACGAAGAUAACGGCGUGCCACAUGGCUCCCGCGCUCCACCUGACAACCCGGACCAAUACACCUGGUCACACGAGUGCUUCGACCACCGCUACGCGCCCGAGGUGUACGAGAAAACACAAGAGUCGAACCCGCACCCGAUAGGUGAAAAAACAGAUGUCUGGCAAAUUGGGGCUGUCCUCUUCUGGCUCCUAACCAACGGCUUCGCGAAUUCCUCUCGCGGUCCCAAAGCACCAUUGUACGAUAUCCCCACCUACAUCUCGCAGGCUGAGCGUUUCCCGCGAAUAGAUAGGUUCAAGCAAACAGAUAGGUUUGACGAUGAGAUGUAUCCGACGCUGUUGAGGUAUGCGCCUAAGUUUAGGAAUCUUUGUGCGCGCUGUGUGAAUUGGGAUCCGGAUAAUCGGCCGGGGCUGAUGGAAGUAAGAGAGGAUUUACGGCAGAUUUUGGAUGAGGAUCCGGAGAUGAGUGCGGAUAGGGAUUAUGGGCCGUUGAGGCCGCAGGAAGAUAAGGAGUUUAGGCUUGGGGCGCAUUUUCCCUGUUAUCCCCAGGUAGGUUUGUAGAAAUUGAAGGUGGUCAAGUGGUUAUGUUCUUUGGUAAUGUUUGGUUAGAUAGGGUAGAGUGUGGAAAGCUUUA